AUGAGGUCACUACCUGAAGGCAAGUGAGAGUUAGAAGAGGUUUCCUUUUAUGCUGACAGACUCUCUAACCUUGUCAUUGCAAUGACACUUAAAGAGAUUAGUGAAAAGUCAGAUGGCCCUGACCCAUGUUUUGCUGUUCUUGGAAAGCCUAGUCAUAAAUCUGUUGGACUGGGUACAAAUAAAUAUAAAAAUAAUACAUCAGCAAAUGUUACUCAUGUCAAUAUGAAAGAAACCAAAUAUGAAGAGAGUCCACCUUCCAAGGAGACAUUUUUUUAUAAAGAAAUAAACCAGUCUUCCAAUAGAAAUGCUUUUCCAGAAGAGAAGGGUAGGACAACAAGAGAAAGGAAAAUGCCAUCACAAAAACGUUUUGGCCAAGGUGAAUUUGCAAAUAAUUUAAGCAAAGAGAUACUAAUUUAUGCAAAUAAUGUGGUUUCAGUCAUGGUGGUCUCAGUUAUGAAGACCAUAGAAGGUCAGGCAAAUGACUCAAAUAUAGCUUGUAUUAUGCUGAACAUGUUACUGAAGCACUCUAAGGCUGUGAUUUCAGACUUAAUAGCCUCCUGUAUGAAAAACUUGGACAACCUAGCAGGCAAACUCUUGACUAAUUCAGACUUUGCUUCUGCAGUGAAGCUGACUCUGUUCACCCUAGGCAGUCGUAAGGCUGCAGAAAUUGUACAAGCAAUGUUGAAUCAUUUGUUCAUGAAAAGAGGCAAAGGCUCAGAAUUGAGGUUUGCAGCAACAAGGACUGAAACAUUGCCGAAAGAAAAAGAAAUGACCUGUGCAAACGCAGUGGGUAACCACUUUAUUAAGCAAGGGUUUACCCUCUGGCAUGAAAACCAAAACCAAUGCAGCCAAUGCACUGAGCAAUCCUGUGAAGAGGCCAUAUCUGGACUGACUAAAAUGCUUACUGAUCAACUUGAUCUGAGCACAGAAGACAGGAGCAGCACACCAUUUAUUGGCAGUCUGGUAGAUACGGUGCUAAAGCUGUGUCUUAUGAUAGUUAAAUACAGCAACCCUGAGUCACUUCUGGCAGAGCCAGGGAGCAGCGACGAUGGCACAGGAUCACUCUGAGCCCUUUUGCAGUGGGUGACUGCAUCUCAGGCAGACAUGCCUGUGCUUUGCUUCUUGGAUGAUGAUGAUGAGUUCAUGAAUAAGCUUCAGAAACUGUCAUCAGUAGCAGUAGAGAAGGGAUACAAAGUAGGAGAAAUUUUACAAGCAAUGCUGAAAUACAAGAAGGAAAGGCAGUCUGAUGAGGUUGUAGGCAGCUCUGUCCAGUUGCCAGUCUUGAACUGGCUGCUUAAUAACUCAUGA
Messenger RNA from Nipponia nippon (crested ibis), 1308 nucleotides. The record is from RefSeq and is a predicted model, not a curated record. Lineage: Eukaryota; Metazoa; Chordata; Aves; Pelecaniformes; Threskiornithidae.